UCAAAUGUUAUUUCCAGAUGUAUGUUUGUAUAAGAGUUGGGUGUUAGGUUCUCCGGUAGUGUAAUACUUAAUAUUGAGGCUUAUGUGUUUCAAACCUCUUUUGUAGCAAAAACGUAGCCAACUCGUGUGUUAUAGUAGGCCUAUUAUCCAAUAUCAACGAAAAUGGCGGAUUAUUGCUCCCCAAGCUCAGUAGACGAGUCCACGAGCUCUUCUUCAGACAAACAAUGUCAAAGUUUGGACACACGUGUAUUUUCAAAGAAUGCUUGUUGUGGUACCACUACAAGGCUCACCAAUCAAAAUGGUGUAGUGCAGCCUCUUCUGACGGACUUGUAUCAAAUAACCAUGGCAUAUGCAUAUUGGAAAAAUGGCAUGUGCUCUAAUUAUGCAGUGUUUGAUUUAUUUUUCCGAAAGAACCCAUUCCAUGGUGAAUAUACAGUUUUUGCAGGCCUUGAUGAGUGUUUAAAGUUUCUACAAAGUUUUAAUUAUAGUCAUAGUGAUAUAGAAUACCUGAAGUCAGCAUUGCCUCCAACAGUUGAACAUGAUUUUUUCACCUACCUGCACCAACUUUCUCCAAAAGAUGUCACUGUCUAUGCCAUACCAGAAGGGUCAGUUGUAUUUCCUAAAAUUCCCUUACUUAGGGUAGAAGGACCUUUGCCUGUUGUCCAGCUUUUGGAAACAACAUUUCUUACCUUGGUGAAUUAUGCAAGCCUUGUAGCUACAAAUGCAGCCAGGUUUAGGAUAGCUGCUGGGCAACAUAUCAAGCUGCUAGAGUAUGGAUUACGUCGGGCUCAAGGACCAGAUGGUGGGCUAUCUGCAUCUAAGUAUGCCUAUAUGGGAGGAUUUGAUGGAACUAGUAACGUUUUGGCAGGUAAACUUUUCAAUAUACCAGUUAAAGGUACUCAUGCCCAUGCAUUUGUCAUGUCCUUCUCUUCAACUGAAGAUUGUAACUUGAAGACAUUGACUCAUCGUACAACAGGGGAAGUAAAGGACUUAAUGGCCAUCUGCCAGAAGUGGCUGUCAGAACUUUCUGGAUUUCUUCACAUUCUUAGUGAUGAAGCUAGCAGUGGGGAGUUAGCUGCUUUUGUUUCAUAUGCUGCUGCUUUUCCAGACAGUUUCAUAGCAUUAAUCGAUACUUAUGACGUGAUAAAGAGUGGCUUGCUAAAUUUUUGUGCUGUUGCCCUUGCCUUGGAUGAACUAGGGUACCGCGCACUUGGUAUACGUAUUGACAGUGGUGAUCUUGCAUACCUCUCCAUUAUUGCCAAAGAAACAUUUAACAAAAUAGCUCAAAGGUAUGAAUAUCCAUGGUUUAGUUCUUUGGCUGUAGUUGCCAGCAAUGAUAUCAACGAAGAAACUAUUCUCUCUCUGAAUGAACAGGGUCAUAAGAUUGACUGUUUUGGUAUUGGAACCCAUCUGGUAACCUGCCAGAAACAGCCAGCUUUAGGCUGUGUUUACAAGUUAGUUCAGGUAAACAAGCGGCCUUGCAUCAAACUUAGUCUGGAUGUAGAAAAAGUUACAAUUCCAGGGAAAAAGAAUGCUUUCCGACUUUAUGGUCAAGAUGGGCGUGCUUUAAUUGACUUACUACAAAAAGUUGAAGAACCUGCACCAGAUCCAGGAAAACGAGUUUUGUGUCGCCAUCCAUUCCAGGAAUCAAAACGAGCUUAUGUUCUUCCUAGUAAGGUGGAACCUUUGUAUAAAAUUUACUGGGAUAAAGGAAAGAUUUGUGAACCUUUACCAACACUUCAAGAGGUACGUGAACAUGUACGCCAGUCACUCUUCCAUCUUCGCCAGGAUAUUAAGCGCAGCUUGAAUCCCACACCUUACAAGGUCUCCGUUUCUGAUGACCUCUACCACUUCAUGCACAAUUUAUGGCUAGAGAAUGCUCCUAUUGGAGAACUUUCGUAGAUGACUAGAUCAAGAGUAAAUGUGUUGCACUAGUACUUACUGAACAAUAAGCACAGUUGUAUUAUAGAUUAUUUACUGUAGAUUAUAACUGGAAAAAAUAAUUCUAUAUGUUCUAUAUGUUUCAUCUUAUAUCUAACUGUAGUUUGUUGUUCUGUAUUUUAAAUGUUUAUUGAAGUUAAAUAUGCUUUCUUGUAAAUUAUAUUGCAAAUACAAAUAUUUUUGUUCUAUUUUAGAUUUCAUAAUAUAAUACGUAAAAGUUUAGAUGAGAAAUGGGAAAGUUUUUAAGUCUCUUGAUGUGUUGUGGAGACUGAAGUGAAAUUCAAUAUUACCAUGGAUUGUGAAACUAUUUAUAUUAAGUCUCGUUUUAAUAUAGCUGUUGUUUUAAGAGCUUAGCAUUCCCUUCUGUCAUGCAUUGUUUGUUUGUUUUUUGUGGUUAAGUACUUACAACUUCUUUGAGGAAAAAAAUUAAUAAAUUUAUGCUGCAUAACAAUAAGCACACAUAUUCUUUCCAUGUAUUAUGUAACAGUCAGUUUGUGAAUGUAACAACAAGUAUUAGUUUGCACUUAUAUUAAUUUCCUACGGUGGUGAACUGAAUGUUAGGGUAAUAGAAGAGUACAAGUAGUAGUUUCAUGUACGUUGUUUUUUUGUUUUUUUCUUUACUGUGGGUUAAGCAGCAGGUUAGCUCAUACUAGAGGCAAUUAGAUAGUAGUUGCAUAUACACUAGUUUCCUCUGCUGAUAUGCUGAUUGUUAAAAGUGGUUUUGUACUGGUAACAAUUCACUGUUUUUCUAUUGCUGAUUGACUGAAUCACAGGAUAAUUUUUAGUUAGAGAAUCACAGGCUAUAAUUACCCAUGCACUGUUUUUCUUGUUAUCAUGGUUUGAAAGGGCAGAUGAAUUUGUGCUAAGGGAUAUAAGUAAUAUUUACAUGUAUGUUGUUUUCUUCUAUUGAUUGGCUGAUGGGUAGAUUGGUUCAUAUGCGUUAAGAAUAGUACACAUACUACAUAAAAAAUAAACAUUGACACUUAAAAGCUUGUAUAGGGUUUGUAAUGGCACACUUUAUGAGAUUUCUUAGUUAAACCUACUAUAAAUUCUAUUAAUAAUAUGUGAAAUAUAUAUAAUUACAUGAAGAGCUUGAUAUACCAGUCUGGUGAUUGCAGUUGGUGAUCAUAAUAAUUGUGCCUAAUUAUAUCAGGUUAUCAUGUAUGUCAAAAGAAUAAUUAUUUGUAGUCUACAGUUUUGUUAUCAUUAUAUUGAUAUUUAAACUUACAAGAUUGUGUUUAAUGAAUCCUUUCUACAAAGCAAGAAGUCAUCUGAAUAAAGUUUUUCACAAAAAAUA
Limulus polyphemus (Atlantic horseshoe crab) is the source of this 3238-nucleotide messenger RNA. RefSeq names its product nicotinate phosphoribosyltransferase-like (gene Naprt). The coding region runs from base 163 to 1902 and encodes 579 amino acids. The transcript has 15 exons. The record is from RefSeq and is a predicted model, not a curated record. NCBI's taxonomy places the organism in Eukaryota, Metazoa, Arthropoda, Merostomata, Xiphosura, Limulidae. Gene Ontology annotation, molecular function: nicotinate phosphoribosyltransferase activity. Gene Ontology annotation, biological process: NAD+ biosynthetic process.